CCAAGGUGGCCCGGCAGGGCUCUGGGGGCCUCAUCAACCCAGGCGGGCCGGUCCCCCGACCGGCGCUGCUGAGUCUCAGGAAAUGGAGGAGCUGGGUUGCUGGGGAACCAGCCCGACCGGCUCCCCGGCUGUCAGCACCUGAGGAAUGCCAAACCUCCGCUCGCCAGGGCUGGGUGCUCACCGAGGGCUGGGUGUUUGCCGGGUGACUCUGCCGGUCCGCCCAGCCGCGGCGUGCCGGUGCAGGGAGCAGCACCCCGAGCCCUGCGCAGUGCCUUCGGUGCGGUCGGUCAGUGCAGUGCCCACCCGGCGCGGCGGGACCCUCGGGCGGCAGGGAUGGUGGUACCCCAGGUCACGCAUGGGUGAGCAUCCCAAGAGGUGCUCUAAGGAAACACAAAGUUACCACCUGUGUGCUCGAGAUCCCCAGAAUGUUCUAAAGGACCACGGAGGGGAGGACCAAAGUCCAAAGGGAUGGGCUCAAGGUUUGGGGUCUCAGCUCAGCUGGAUCCCGGUGCCUCUCCCUGCAGCUCCACCAGCCCUGCUGCGUGGUGGCAGGGCCCGCAUGGAUCUGCCGUUCCAGCACAGUGAGGCGAAGGGCUUCGUCUCCAGUGCCGAGCUGAGCAUGAAGCAAACAGCAGCACCCGGACCCGAGAGCCGAUCCCGGUUCCAGAAAGUCUCACUGGUGUCACGACGGCUGGAGCACACAGCAGGAGGGGGGGCCCGGGAUGGCAGCCCCUCCCGCGUCUCCCUGCUGCUGCAGGCCUGGGAGAGGGAGAUCGUGGAGAAGACGGCGUCGGGGCCGAGUGCGAUGACGCAGCGCAGCUGUUCGUCCUCUGUCAGCAUCCUGAAGGACUUUGCAGCGCACGGCCCCAUUUUCUCACAGGUCUUCUCGCCACGGCGGCGGGAGGAGAAGCGGGAGGAUGACACAGUGCCUGCACCCAGAGAUGUCCCUGUGCACCGUGAGAGCUACAUGCACGGCGUGCUGCUCCCCACUGCGCCCCGCUGCCAGCGCUCAACACGUGACCCCAAGCCCAGGGCCAGGCAUGUCACUGUGCUGCGGGAGGGCAGGGAGGCAGAGGAGGGCAGGAAAACCCAAAAUGGAAUGUGCAAAGCCACCACUGUGCCCCCAUCGCAUCAGAGAGGCUGUAAGCCGGAUGGUGGUGGCAUCACCAAGAUCACAGCACGUGGCAAAAGCUCACUGAACACCCUGGAUACCAGGGAAUCCUCCGGGGAGAAAUGUCCAAAGCCAAAUGAAUCCAUGUCCGAUGCAAUGCCAAGAGGCAGAGACAAACCCCAGGACCUGCGAACCAGUACAACCAGUGCCCAGUGUCCUCUGACAGAUCAGUCUGGAGCCAGAGAAGGAGGUGCAGUGCACAGGGAUGGCUCUAUUUCAGCCAUACAGCCCAGGACAGAGAGCUCUGAGGAAACUGGUGGCACCUCCAAAAACAUCUCCAAGGAAGCAAGCAAUGGACCUGAGCUGUUACAUGGAGCACGAGCAUCUCCAAAAGACACAGAAGUUGAAAUGAAGGAGGGUGAGAUGGUGAAGAAUCAUGAGGGUGUGGCCCAGGAUACCCAGAGCAUCCCUGAGCCUCCUAUGGAGAGCACUGCAGAGCCCCAACCUGAGAACACUGCAAAGCCCCAGCCUGAGAGUGUCCCAAAGCCUCAACCUGAGAGCAUCCCAAAACCCCAACCUGAUAGUGUCCCCAAAUGCCAACUUGAUAGUGUCCCAAAACUUCAACCUGAGGGUGUCCCAGAACUUCAACCUGAGGGUGUCCCAAAACUGCAAAGUGAGAGUAUCUCAAAGCCUCAACCUGAGAGUGCCCCAAAACUUCAAUCUGAGGGUGUCCUAAAACCUCAACCUGAGAGUGUCCCCAAACCCCAACCUGACAGCACCCCAAAAUCUCAACCUGAGAGUUCCCCAAAACUUCAAUCUGAGGGUGACCCAAAACCCCAAGGUGAGAGCAUCCCAAAACCCCAACCAGAGGUGGUCCCCAAACCCCAACUUGAGAGCACCCCAAAACCUCAACCUGAGAGUGUCCCCAAACCUCAAUCUAAGAGCAUCUCAAAGCCCCAAAGUGAGAGCAUCCCGGAGCCCUCCCAUGAGUCCCUAGCUCCACCAUCAGAGGGUCCCCCAGAUGCAUCCGAGGAGGAUCCUGAGCUGGUGGUGGACAUGGAAAUCUUCGUGGACACGCUGCGCAACAUGGAGCCCUCAGAGAUACGGAAGGCAUCCAAGGUUCCGCGCCAGCCCCGGCCCUCAGCACUGGGUCGCUGCACAGCACUGCCACCCAUCCAUGAGGACCGCGUGGCCCCACGCACCCACAUCUCACUGCCUGUUGCCCUGCAGGAGCUGCUGGCAUGGGGAGGGGGGGGACAACGAGCUGAGACCCCCCCAGAGGGCACUGAGAGCCACGAUGAGGAGGAGGAGAUUGAGAACCCCUACCUGAGCCCUGGGGAGAAGGCACUGAGGAAGGCUCAGAAUGGCAAUGGGGAACUGGGUUCGCUCCUGGGGGGGCCGAUGCAGGGCAGGGCCACGGGUGAGCGCAGUAUUCUGUUCCGAGGGAAUGUCCUCAAAGGGAUGGCACUGCUCUCUGACUUCCUGGAGCACCGUGCAGCUGCAGCAGAUGAGGCCAAGCCCUACUCACGCCUGGACAACAGCAUGCUUUACAGCCGCUUCGUGUCCUCUGCCAGCACCCACAAUGGGGUCUCCAAUGGUAUGGGUGCUGGUGACCAGCCCAGCACUGAGCUGGAAGCACUGAGUCAUGACCACAACCCUUCUGUUCCUGAAGAGCCAGAGAGCGCCGGAGUCCCAUGCCCCACUGACAUCCCGCAGGAUGACAAGGAGGGCUCUGUGAAGAUAAACGCCAGACCCGGAAAGAUCAUCCUCUUCUCUGAGGCCGGCUUCGCAGGGCACAGACGGGAGAUCUGGGGUGAUGUCCCCGACGCUACAUCUUGGGAGCUGUCACACAAAAUCUCCAUCAGGGUCAUCCGUGGAGGGUGGGUGAUGUAUGAAAAACCACGGUUCCAUGGACGCAAGUGUGUGCUGGCAGAGGGGGAUGUGGAGAUUGACAACCCCUGGAUAGUGUAUGGGCAGAGCGAUGACUCACGUGGCAGUCGGCCCUUCCGCAUCGGCUCCUUCAAGAGGGUGGUGAAGGUGAGCAGCUGGAAAAUGGGGUGCGGAGCCCUCCCAAAUUCAGCCACCCUUCAUUCUGUGCUCUCCCCACACCAGGAUUACUGCACGCCUGAGAUCAGCCUGUUUGCUGAGGAAAACGGAGAAGGCGCCAGACUGCAGUUCAGCAACUCGGCUGAGGAUACCCGCAUGCAGGGGCAGCCACUCACUGCUUCCUCCAUCAUUGUGCACUCAGGACUGUGGCUGGUUUACUCCAAGCCCUUCUUCGAUGAUGACCCCUAUGUCCUGGAGCCAGGCGGGUACCCCAACCUGAAGGCCUGGGGAGCAAAGGAUCCAUCCAUCUGCUCCAUGCAUCCCAUCAGGCUGGGCUGCCCGGUGGUGGAGUGUCCUGGCGAGCCGCAGGUGCUGAUCUAUGAGGACAGGGGCUUCCAGGGACACAGCUUCAUCAUCAGCCGGGAUGUCUACGACCUGAAGCGCCUGCCCGAACUGCUGCUGCCCACCGUGGGCUCAAUGCGUGUCCUGGGUGGCUGCUGGGUCGGCUAUGAGAAGGAGGGCUUCCGUGGCCACCAGUACCUGUUGGAAGAAGGAGAGUACCAGGACUGGCGGCAGUGGGGUGGCUACGGCAAGGAGCUGAUGUCCUUACGGCUCAUAAGGACGGAUUUCUCUGACCCAGCACUGGUGCUCUUCGAGGCCAUGGACUUUGAGGAGGGUCCCAGCGUGGAGCUGAGUGAGGCACUGCCCGAUACACAGCUGGCUGGCUAUGGCACCGUCACACAGUCCAUCCAUGUGCUGAGUGGUGUGUGGGUGGCCUACGAGGGCCCCAACUUUUCAGGAGAGCAAUACAUCCUGGAGAAGGGAGUGUAUCGCAACUUUGAGGACUGGGGAGCCACCAACUGCCGCAUUGCCUCGGCACAGCCCAUCCUGCAGGUUAGGGAACACAACCUGCACUUCGUCUCCAAGAUCCUGCUCUUCUCGGAGCCUGACUUCCUGGGGGAGCACCUUGCCUUUGAGGACGAGCAGAGUGCCCUGCCUGACAGCUUUGUGCCCCGCUCCUGCAGGGUUCGUGGGGGCAGCUGGAUCCUGUUUGACAGCCAGGCCUUCACUGGGCAGCAGCAUGUGCUAUCCGAGGGUGAGUACCCCACGUUGGGUGCCAUGGGCUGCCUCUCCUCCACCACCAUCCGCUCCUUGAAGAAGGUCCCAGUGUUCUUCUCAGAGCCCUCCAUCUUCCUGCACGGCCUGGAGUGUUUUGAGGGGAAGGAGAUCGAGUUGAACAGUGAAGUGCGGAGUCUCCAGGCAGAGGGUUUCAACAACCACGUGCUGUCAGUGCGUGUCAAAGGCGGCAUCUGGGUGCUGUGUGAGCACGGUGACUUCCGAGGCCGCCAGUGGCUGCUGGAGUGCACUGAGAUCACCAACUGGCUGACCUACAGUGGGCUGCAGCACGUCGGGUCCCUCUACCCCAUCCGCCAGAGACGGAUCUAUUUCCGCAUCAGGAGCAAGGAGCUGCAGCUCUACCUGUCUGUCCCUGAUGAUGUGGAGGACAUGAAAGCAGGGCGCGUGGUGGUCUCCAGCCUGAGUGAGCAGAGCAGCUCUGUCUGGUACUACGAGGAUGGGCUGCUGAAAAACCAGGUUGCCCCCGCCAUGAGCCUGCAGGUCAUCGGGCCAGCUGGGAAGGGAGCAAAGGCCGUGCUGUGGUCCGAAACCCGGAUGCCACGUCAGACCUGGAGCAUCAAUUCUCAGGGACGGAUUCACAGCCAGAUGUUUGAGGAUAUGAUUCUCGAUGUAAAAGGCGGCCGAUCAUACGACCGGGACCAUGCCAUCAUUUGGGAGGUAGCUGAAGAACGCCCCACACAGAUCUGGGAGAUACAGGUGCUAUGAGCAGGGAGCAUGUGGCCCUGGUGCCAGCAAGUGUAACAGGGAAGGACAGGAACACCCUGCAGUGGUGGGAGCUGCCUCCUGCCCCGCUGCCUGGGAGCAGCUGCCAUGAAGGAUGCCAUGACCACCCCCAUUGCCCACCUCCCUCCUGGAGCACCAUGGACACACGUGCUGCUGACUGCUGUGGGACGCACUGAGUGCAACGCAGCAGAGCCUCUUCCCCACCCCAUUUCCCUCUCUGAACUGUAUUUAUGUACGUGUGUAAGAUACGGCCCCACUCGAGGG
Messenger RNA from Lagopus muta (rock ptarmigan), 5281 nucleotides. RefSeq names its product crystallin beta-gamma domain containing 2 (gene CRYBG2). Gene Ontology annotation, biological process: lens development in camera-type eye; visual perception. The transcript is spliced from 18 exons. Bases 146 to 4999 code for a protein of 1617 amino acids. Lineage: Eukaryota; Metazoa; Chordata; Aves; Galliformes; Phasianidae. Gene Ontology annotation, molecular function: structural constituent of eye lens. The record is from RefSeq and is a predicted model, not a curated record.